This is a messenger RNA of Orbicella faveolata, 1188 nucleotides long. RefSeq lists its product as uncharacterized. The record is from RefSeq and is a predicted model, not a curated record. Gene Ontology annotation, molecular function: calcium ion binding. NCBI's taxonomy places the organism in Eukaryota, Metazoa, Cnidaria, Anthozoa, Scleractinia, Merulinidae.
GAGGACAUGGGUUUGAGUCCCGUUCAAGCCUGGAUUUUUCUUUCAGGCUUUAAUUUCACAGCUGCUUAAUACGCAACAUUAAAAGAACCAGUCAUAUUUGCGGAUUUCCAACCAAACAAGCUGAGUCCGUUAUUAUACGGUCAGUGAGUGCGGUCAGUUUCGUUGAUAACGAAGUUUUCAGUCGAGUGUCGUUAAACCAAAACCAAAUCAAUCAGUCUAGUCAAUCACAAACUGAACACAAAUAAUCCAGUGAGCCAGUCAGCACUCUUAGCAAAUGCCGAAGUGACGCAAAGUGCGGGGAAACGUGUGCGGUUUUACGUCUGAUUGGAUCAGUAACAAAGUGCUGUAAAUUUCCUUUCAAACGCUUAGCAUGGUAAAAUGCAGAAACGAAGCAAAUACGAAUUAUUUUCCACACUCAAUUGAAAACUCGCUCUUCUUUAAUGACACAAAGCAAUACUUACUUUGUAUAUAUAUAUUUUUUUUCUUUGCAGUGUUCCAAGAGACCAUGAUUGACUUGGUUUUUAUGAUUGAUGGAUCUUCUAGCCUUCAACAAGUCAUGAAAAUAGUAAACGUUGUCAAGUUUAUACUGAGCUACCUUCCUGACCUAAACACGAAUAUCGGAGUGGUUUUGUACACAUCAGAAGCAACGACAAUAAGUUACUUUAAUUACACGCGGAAUCAAACACUCGACGCUUUGCAUAAUGUCACCUCUCUUACGGUCGGGAAAUUGAUCGGAAAAUCGCUGAACUACACCAGGCAACAUUUGUUCACGAACAGCCGCCCAAACGUCCACCGUGUUCUUGUUCUUUUCACUCACAGCACGUCUAACGACGCCGUCACGGUUGCAUCGCAACAGCUUCAUAAUAUGAACGUCACCAUUAUAGUGGUUGCCUUGGGAGACUGGUACGACAUCGGACAGGUCGAAAGUGUUGCCAGUUAUCCCCACUCAAACACGAUACUGCUGACCACGUAUGUUCAAGUUGUGCAGAUCAGUUGGAAGGUCCAUGAAAUGAUAUGUGAAGCUGUCGACCAUUGCCACAGUAAUCCUUGUGAAAACAACGGAACGUGUCACAAUUCUUUACAUGGCUACCAGUGCUCGUGCCCUGAUGGUUUUAAUGGAACUGAUUGUGAAGAAGGUAUAUUAACCGUUUCUAGUUGAAUAUCGAAGAACACAGUGAGGCAAAUUUA